AUGGAUCCAGAUUCAACCCUAAGUCGCCGGCGACCAGAAAUCCUCCAAAAUCUACAAUUUAAUUUAUCAUAUCGUUGCCGGCUCGUCGGCGGAGUGUCUGAUUUGCCCUGCCCUUCGACAAUACGGCCCCGCCGACGUCCCACCUUGGUCAGCGAAACACAACAACCCGCGCAGCACACCCAGUAUUAUCGCCCGGUCUGGUUUGUGCUCUUCGUAUCGCGAAUAUCCACGAUGAAGCUCAAUCUUGCAGACCCGCAGACGGGUGCGCAGAAGAAGAUUGAAGUCGAAGAUGAGAAGAGGCUUCAGCACCUUUACGAUAUGCGCCUCGCCAUGGAGAUCGACGGUGAUGAUCUCGGUGAGGAGUACAGAGGCUACAUUUUCCGCAUCAUGGGUGGCCAAGACAAGCAGGGCUUCGCCAUGAAGCAGGGAGUGCUUACCCCGAACCGCGUCCGUCUCCUCAUGUCCAAGAACACUCCUGGCUGCCGAGGCUACGGCAUGCGCAGCGGUGAGCGCAAGCGCAAGAGCGUUCGAGGCUGCAUUAUUUCUCAUCAGAUUUCCGUCCUCAACUUGCUCGUCGUUAAGAAUGGUGACUCUCCAAUUGAGGGGCUCACCGAUCGAACCAUCCCGCGUCGGUUGGGACCGAAGCGUGCGUCCAACAUUCGUAAGCUUUUCAACUUGUCCAAGGACGACGACGUGCGUAAGUACGUUAUCCGCCGUGAGAUUCCCGUUAAGGAGGGCGCCAAGGAAGGAGCCAAGCCGCGUUCGAAGGCGCCAAAGAUCCAGCGCCUUGUCACUCCGCAGGGCAUCCAGCGCAAGCGUAAGAGGUAUGCCAGAAAGAUUGCUUCCAUUACUGCUUCGAGAGCGGCAGCCGCUGAGUACGAGAAGCUUCUCGCUCAGCGCAACAAGGAAGCACGUGAGAGCCGCAAGACGUCCCUCUCGAAACGCAGAUCGGCAAGGGAGCAGAGCUAAAAUAAAAGCUAAAUAGUUCGCAGACUUCGGUCUGGAUCGAUUUUUCAUUCGCAAAGCAGCAGCUCUCUAGACGUAUUUCGCUAAGCCCAGACAAUCUGGGUGUGGUUGGGCUGCUCGUGAAGCUACUCAAUAAAGUGUGGAUGAGGAUGUAUUGCAUGGACUACGCCUUGACUGUCCUCACACCACAUGGAUCACACUCAACAU
This is a messenger RNA of Chondrus crispus (carragheen), 1173 nucleotides long. RefSeq lists its product as hypothetical. Gene Ontology annotation, molecular function: structural constituent of ribosome. The transcript has 3 exons. Gene Ontology annotation, cellular component: ribosome. NCBI's taxonomy places the organism in Eukaryota, Rhodophyta, Florideophyceae, Gigartinales, Gigartinaceae. The coding region runs from base 1 to 969 and encodes 322 amino acids. Gene Ontology annotation, biological process: translation. The record is from RefSeq and is a predicted model, not a curated record.